AUGCGAUGGAGGAGAAGCCUUGUAGAACUGCCUUUUAUGGGUAUUAUCUUGUUUAUACUAGCGUUACUCUGUGAUACAGCCCUGCCCAUAGUCGUGCUCGUAAAAAAUGAUGAACUUCCAUUCCCUCUUCUCGACGCUCCUAUGGUGCGCGGUCGUCGAAAUCUCGCCCCCGCUGUCUCGGAACCUUUAGAUGUAUGCGAGACGCGGAUUAUCCCCGACCACAGCCCGAAGUUCGGGCACAUGCACAACGGGAGUCGGGUGGAAAUCCAACAGGAUAACUAUUUCCACUUUACGGCGACAUUUGUGGAAUGUGUUUCUGAAGUCAGGGAUCGAUUCAUAUCCGAAUGCGUGACAAUGUAUGAGCAUCGCCCAGCCGGCGUUCGACUUGUCGGCUAUGAUGUUGAUUUUAUUGAGGCAUCUAUUCGGGUGCCGAUAGGAUGCUCAUGCAAAGUGCGAAAAAUCCUUCAUCCAUUCCACUAUCGCCCUGAAGACAAA
Molecule: messenger RNA, 495 nt
Organism: Mesorhabditis spiculigera
Lineage: Eukaryota; Metazoa; Nematoda; Chromadorea; Rhabditida; Rhabditidae
Source: the annotation of a GenBank genome assembly